Messenger RNA from Echinococcus granulosus, 1296 nucleotides. RefSeq names its product Long-chain-fatty-acid--CoA ligase. Gene Ontology annotation, biological process: long-chain fatty acid metabolic process. Gene Ontology annotation, cellular component: endoplasmic reticulum; membrane. The transcript has 7 exons. Gene Ontology annotation, molecular function: long-chain fatty acid-CoA ligase activity. NCBI's taxonomy places the organism in Eukaryota, Metazoa, Platyhelminthes, Cestoda, Cyclophyllidea, Taeniidae. Bases 1 to 1296 code for a protein of 431 amino acids. The record is from RefSeq and is a predicted model, not a curated record.
AUGGUCUCAAGGUCACAAAAUGGCUACAAAGUACGUGUUUUGGAAGCCCCAACGGGGUCCAAAACAGUUGCCGGCUUUUACGCCAGCGAUUAUCGGCUGGAGCACAAUCGAUGGAUCGCUGAAAUGAUUUUGCUCAAACGUAGAAAAGUAAUUUUUUACGUCAGACAGGAAGUCAACUGGAUGGGACAUCGUACUCUACCGGUGGACACGCUGCUGGAAGCAUCCCAGAUACCAUCUGCACCUCUCGGUCCUCCCCCCGCCCUGAUACUACGUAUGAUGUAUUUUAAGCGAGCUAAUACUCACUGUAAGGCCAAACUCGAUCUACCGCCACAAGUCUUCGAGGGGUACGGUUCAACAGAGACUCUGGGCUCCCUCUCCUCGGCAAAUGCCAGUGACCGCGAAGGUGGACACGUCGGUGCUCCAGCGCCUGGUCUUAAGGUCAUAUUGGCGGACAUCCCUUCGAUGGGCAUCGUAGCUGAGCGUGACAACAAGGGCGAAAUUUGCGUGAAGGGGCCAAGCUGUACAUCCGGGUACUUUAAGGAUCCGGACAACACCGCCAAAUUAUUCGACUCCGAAGGCUGGAUGCAUACUGGUGACGUGGGGAUUUGGACGGAGAAAAACAGUCUAAGAAUCGUGGAUCGCUGUAAGCAUAUAUUCAAACUCUCUCAGGGUGAAUACGUAGCCCCCGAGAAAAUUGAGUGGGUCUACUUGGAAAGUCGUUUCGUGAGUCAGGUGUUCGUGGACGGUGACACGGAACAAGCUUACCCAGUUGCCAUAGUUGUCCCCGAGGUUGAAACUCUGGUACAGCAUAUCAAUUCGAAGGCGGGAUCAGAGAUAGCCAAUGGCGACAGCUCCAAGGCCAAACUCCUCAAUGGCUAUGCUCGUCCUCAAAAUGGAGGCGAUGUGAAUGCCUCUGGAGAACAAGCUCCUCCUUCUGUCACUGCUGCAACCGUCGAUAACACCACUUUUGUGGUUCAUGGCACCCGGAUGACCAUAGAAGAGUUGUGUGAUUAUGAACCCGCGAUUAAAGCGGUGCUUGAUGAUCUCAGUGCACUCGGAAAAGCUCGUGGACUGAAGGGCUUCGAACAGGUUAAGGCCAUUCAACUCUCACCGGCGCCUUUCACAAUUGAGAACGGAAUGCUGACACCCACACUGAAAGCUGCUCGUGAGAUCAUUCGACGUCAAUUCAGAUCCGCUAUCAAGGCCCUCUACCAACCAUACACUAAGAUCUCAGUGCCGCCGCAUUUAGCCUGUUUUUCUGGGUUUGAGCCUCUCGUAAACCGUAGCACCACUUGA